Chanos chanos (milkfish) is the source of this 1716-nucleotide messenger RNA. It is a transcript of the gene crhr1, whose product is annotated as corticotropin releasing hormone receptor 1. Gene Ontology annotation, molecular function: corticotrophin-releasing factor receptor activity; corticotropin-releasing hormone binding; corticotropin-releasing hormone receptor activity. NCBI's taxonomy places the organism in Eukaryota, Metazoa, Chordata, Actinopteri, Gonorynchiformes, Chanidae. The transcript is spliced from 16 exons. Gene Ontology annotation, biological process: adenylate cyclase-activating G protein-coupled receptor signaling pathway; cell surface receptor signaling pathway. Bases 1 to 1701 code for a protein of 566 amino acids. Gene Ontology annotation, cellular component: plasma membrane; neuron projection. The record is from RefSeq and is a predicted model, not a curated record.
AUGGUCCAUAGGGUUAGAGCGGUGCUUUCACAGGAGCAAGAUGGCAAAUUGUGUCCUGUUGCAUACCCCAGCCAGAGUCUCAACCCUGCAGAGCGAAAGUACAGCUCCAUGAAACUGGAGUUCUUGGGUUUGAAGUGGGCAACAUCAGACAAAUUUCAUGAGUAUUUGUGGGGCCAACAAUGUGUGCUAUGGACUGAGCAUAACCGGUUAAGCCAUGUGAACACUGCCAAACUAGGGGCCAAUGCACAAAGAUCUGACGGGGUGGAGGAGUUGUUACAACUCUUCCUUCCGGAGUGCCUGAAGCUUGAAGUGUUGCACCAACUUCAUGAUGAACAGAGGAAUCAGGGAAGCGAGCUGUAUGAGUGGUAUAGGAUUCAGAAGACCCGUACCACGCCAUGCCACCCCCAAGAGAAUGAGAAGUGGUAUGUUGCUGAGGUGCUGACCAUCUGGAUUACGUUAAUCUCUGUGGUGGCGACGGAAUUGACCUGUGAAACUCUUCUCCUGCUGUCCAACAACAUUUCAGCUGCCCGAAGUUUGAUACUGUGGAAUUUAACGUCAACCCCCACCAAUGUCACAGGGCUGUUCUGUGAUCUGUCCAUCGAUGGCAUCGGUACGUGCUGGCCCAGGAGCAGUGCGGGAGAGGUGGUGACGCGACCAUGCCCGGAAUCCUUCUUGGGCGUCAAAUACAACACCAACAACAGUGUAUACAGAGAGUGCCUGUCCAAUGGGACCUGGGCGAUGAAAGGAAACUAUUCCCAAUGUCAGGCCAUCAUAAAACAGACAAAGAGCAAAUUGCACUACCACAUAGCAGUAAUCAUCAACUACCUGGGUCACUGUAUCUCCCUGGGGGCCUUGCUGGUGGCUUUCAUCCUCUUUAUGAGGCUGAGGAGCAUCCGAUGUCUGAGGAACAUCAUCCACUGGAACCUGAUCACUGCCUUCAUUCUGCGUAAUGCCACCUGGUUUGUGGUGCAGCUCACGAUGAACCCUGAGGUGCACGAGAGCAAUGUGAUCUGGUGUCGGCUGGUCACGGCGGCGUACAAUUACUUCCACGUGACGAAUUUCUUCUGGAUGUUUGGCGAAGGCUGUUACCUUCACACGGCCAUCGUGCUCACCUACUCCACUGACAAGCUGAGGAAGUGGAUGUUCAUCUGUAUUGGCUGGUGCAUUCCGUUUCCCAUCAUCGUCGCCUGGGCCAUUGGUAAACUGUCCUACGACGAUGAAAAGUGCUGGUUUGGGAAGAGGCCAGGAAUUUAUACAGACUACAUCUACCAGGGACCCAUGAUCCUGGUCCUUCUGAUCAACUUCAUUUUUCUAUUCAACAUUGUGAGGAUCCUGAUGACCAAGCUGAGAGCCUCCACCACCUCUGAGACCAUUCAAUACAGGAAAGCAGUCAAGGCAACACUGGUCCUUCUGCCUCUACUGGGUAUCACCUACAUGCUAUUCUUUGUCAACCCAGGGGAGGACGAAAUCUCCCAGAUAGUCUUCAUCUACUUCAACUCUUUCCUCGAGUCUUUUCAGGGCUUCUUUGUGUCAGUUUUUUACUGCUUCUUAAACGGCGAGGUGAGAUCUGCGGUACGGAAACGUUGGCACCGCUGGCAAGACAAACACUCAAUCCGGGCACGGGUGGCACGUGCCAUGUCCAUCCCCACCUCGCCGACGCGGGUCAGCUUCCACAGUAUCAAGCAGUCCUCUGCCCUAUGAGAGAGGGCGUACUCC